Odocoileus virginianus texanus is the source of this 2177-nucleotide messenger RNA. The record is from RefSeq and is a predicted model, not a curated record. Lineage: Eukaryota; Metazoa; Chordata; Mammalia; Artiodactyla; Cervidae.
GAGGAGAAGUACUCCUCUUUGAAUGCAGGACCUGCACGAUGUGGAGCUUCAGUUUCCUCCUCUUUUGGGGGUGUUGUGGUAUAUACUCCUGGGGAAUGUUCACAUCACCCUCACUGGAAUCAAUGACAAGGCGUGAACGGCCACGGCGGUCACCGUCGAAUCUUGAUGUGAAGGGGUGUACAGAUACCACCAUGUGUCCAGCGCAUGCAACCUGCACCAACACUUCAACAAGUUACUACUGUGCUUGCAAAAGAGGCUUCUUGUCCAGCAACGGAUUGAAGACAUUCAAGGACCCAGGAGUGGAAUGCAAAGAUAUAGAUGAAUGCUCUCAGAGGCCCACACCAUGUGGCCCUAACUCAAUCUGCAGAAACCUGCCUGGGAGAUACAGGUGCAGCUGUAGGACUGGUUUCUCUUCUCCCACUGGAAAUAACUGGAUGCCAGGAAAGCGAGGUCGUUUCACCUGUAAAGAUGUGGAUGAAUGUGCCAGUCCCAGAAGUUGCCCAGAGCAUUCGACUUGCCAUAACAGUCUUGGAAGCUACUCUUGCGUCUGCAACCCAGGAUAUGUAUCCAGAAGUGGAAAGAAGAGUUUCCAGGGACCAGGGGAGACAUGUCAAGAUAUAGAUGAAUGUUCUCAAAAGCCCCCACCUUGUGGUCCUAACUCAGUCUGCAGAAACCUGCCAGGAAAGUAUGAGUGCAGCUGUUUGACUGGUUUCUCCUCUCCCACUGGAAAUAACUGGAUCCCUGGAAAGCCGGGUCAUUUCAGCUGUGCAGACAUUAAUGAAUGCCUCUCCCGUGGGGUCUGCCCUGAGCAUUCUGAGUGCACCAACUCUUUGGGAAGCUACCGUUGCAGCUGCAAAGUUGGAUUCACCUCUAAAAACUCCAGCUGUGAAGAUGUGGAUGAAUGUGCCAAGUCCAGAAGCUGCCCAGAGCAUUCGACUUGCCGUAACAGUCUUGGAAGCUACUCUUGUGUCUGCAACCCAGGCUAUCAAUGCAGAAGUGGAAGGAAAAUUUUUCAGGGGCCAGGAGAGAUGUGUGAAGAUGUGGAUGAAUGUGCCAAUCCCAGAAGCUGCCCAGAGCAUUCGACUUGCCACAACAGUCUUGGAAACUAUUCUUGUGUCUGCAACACAGGAUAUGAAUCCAGAAGUGGAAAGAAGAAUUUCCUGGGACCAGGAGAGACAUGUGAAGAUGUGGAUGAAUGUUCCAGGAACUCAACUCUUUGUGGUCCCAGUUCUAUCUGCACCAACAUCCAAGGAAAAUACAGUUGCUCCUGCUUGCCAGGGUUCUUUUCACCUGGUGUGUGGAGCCCUGAAAAACCUGAGGCCUUCAAGUGUGCAGAUAUUGAUGAGUGCCUUCAGGAUCCCUCACGAUGUGGCCCAAAUUCUGUCUGUACCAACACCCUGGGCUCCUACAGCUGUGGCUGCAUUGUAGGUUUUCAUCCCAAUCCAGAAGACUCCUGGAAACACAGCAACUUCAGCUGCCAAAGGAUUCCCUUCAAGUGUAAAGAUGAUGUGGUACCCAACAACAAGCAGGUCCAGUUAUGCCAUGUGGGAGCAGCAGUGAAGCCUAAAUAUGUAAGUAUUUUUGAAGGUUCCUAUAUCAGUGCUUCAGACAAUGUCUGUAAAAACAAAACCACUGUCGUCUCUCUGAAGAGUACGGCUAAGAGAUUUGCCUCUGUGAUUGAAAAAACAUCCAAGGGGUCCAACUUCACCAAAGAAGAGACCUCCACACUGGCCACAGUCUUGCUGGAGAGCGUGAAAAGCACCACGCUGGCAGCUUUUCUGAAACCCUCAGCGAAUGUCAGUCAGACUAUCCAGACGAAACUCUUAGAUAUCGAGAGCAAAGUGAUCGACAAAGAAUGCGCUGAGGAGAACGAGACAUUUAAGUUGAAAGCAAAAGGGGAUGAAAUGAAGAUUUGGUGUUCCACGAUCGAAGAAUCUGAAUCCACAGGUAGAAACCCAUUCCUGAGAAACAAAGGGGAGGGUUAUGAUAUCGAGAGCAAAGUGAUCGACAAAGAAUGCGCUGAGGAGAACGAGACAUUUAAGUUGAAAGCAAAAGGGGAUGAAAUGAAGAUCUGGUGUUCCACGAUCGAAGAAUCUGAAUCCACAGGUAGAAACCCAUUCCUGAGAAACAAAGGGGAGGGUUAUGGUGCAUUUAAGCGGCAGAUAUUCAUGGAUUGA